Messenger RNA from Paramecium sonneborni, 1005 nucleotides. Lineage: Eukaryota; Ciliophora; Oligohymenophorea; Peniculida; Parameciidae. The record is from the annotation of a GenBank genome assembly.
AUGGAAACAGGAAAAAACAAAAAUAAAAAAAAAAUGAUAAUUCAUUUUGAUUCUUCAUAGUAAGAUGAGGUUAGUUCACCAUCAAUAAAACCAUCUGAAAGUGAAGGAGAUAAUGGAUUUCCUUUAACAAAAACAAUAAAGAAUAUGCUUUAUGUUUAUGGUGAUUAAAAAAAGUCUGAGGUGCAUAAUUUGGCACAUUUAUAAAUUUAGGAAUUGAUAUCAGAUAUCUUUUAACCAUAAAUAUUACAUGCUUUAUAUUCUGUUGCUCCAAAGCCAUGGGAAGAGAUUGGAGCAGAUAUAAAAUUCGAAUUUCCUCAACCGCUGACAAAGAACAAGAGAAUACUCUAGAAUUAUUUAAAUAGUGUUUUUAAAGAAUUUGUGAGUUUAUUUUAGAGAUUGUCAAGAAUUUCAAAAAGAUUAAAGAAACAUGCAUCAGAAGUGAAUUAAGAUAAUAAUAUUGAUUAUGAAACAACAUUAAGAAAUAAAGCUUAGAAAGAUGGGAUUUUAAUAUACGAAGAACAAUAUUCAUAAUAAGAAGAUUCAGUAUCAAAUUCUUCAAUAGCAUCAGAAUCUCCACAUGAAGUAUGGGAAGAAUAUAUGAAAGCUAGAGUAGAAUAGAUGCCUUCUUAAGAAUUUAUAAAAUUUAUGGAAUUAAGAUCAUAAACAUUUAUUCAUCAUAAGGGAUUUAAGUAAUUUAUUGAUCCUCAUAAUUAUGGUCAAAACUUUAUAGAAUGUAUAAAUCUAAAAUUUUUGAAUUAUUGUUUAUGUAGAGUAAUUAAACGUAUAAUAUAGAAAGUAAUGUAAUUUGAAUAGCCAUAAAAAUAAGUAUUUUAGUUGUCUGAAGAUAAUCUAAAGAAGUAUGGUUAUUAAAUAAUAGAAACUUAUAAAAUANCAUCAAAUCCUUUAAUGAGAUGUCCUCAUGAUUGGAGAUAGUUUUUCAGAUUUUCACUAACAAAAUUUUCCAAUUACCAUAAUAGAUAAGAAAAAAAUUCACUUUAAUAAUGA